GUCGUCAGCCCCGUUGUUGCUCAUCUGGGUUGGUCUGGCUUGAGCUCUUCCUCCGGCUCGGGCUGCGCCAUGGCGCCUCCGGAUCUCGUUGACCGGCGUCUGCUCGCGGGCGGCCUCCUCCGCCUCCUGCUCUCGUCCGACUCGUGGGCGCAGCGGGCCUGUUAGUACCGGGGGACCCAGUCUAGGGGCUGCGGGCGGCCCAGGAAGAGGAGGAGAUUUAUUGCUUCUGAAUUUUUGUUAGUCUGUCUGCAUGGAAGCUCGUGAGGAUGGUUUGCUAGUUUCAGCAUCGGCAACAGAAUGGUCCUUUUUUACAUCUUUCUCUCAUCAUAAUUUGUGGUAACAGCAAUACUGUUCUGGAUUUCCAUAUACUGAAACACCUGGACUUGCAGUCAUGGCUUCAAGACGAACAGAUGUUCCUGCCAUUGAGCAUGGCUCUGGAGGCUUUCUAGGAAAGAUGUCCCAACCCAUUGGAAUGAACCGUCGAGCAUUCAGUUAUGAUGAUGCCCUUGAGGAUACAGCACCAAUGACCCCUCCUCCUUCAAAUAUGUCCACCAAUAUCCUGUGGAAACAGCCAGUUGUCCCAGAACGCAAAUAUGAAGAUCUUUCCAAGGAUGAGGAAGGGAAGACUAGCAUGCAUCCACCUGCCAUUACCCCCUCAUCUUCCACUGAGACUGUGAACAAGGUUCCAAUAGUGAAGGCCAAGGCCACCCACAUCAUCAUGAAUUCUCUCAUCACAAAGCAAACUCAGGAGAGCAUUCAACGCUUUGAGCAGCAGGCAGGGUUGAGAGAUGCCGGAUACACUCCCCACAAAGGCCUCACUGCAGAGGAGACUAAAUACCAUCGUGUGGCUGAGUCACUCCAUAACCUAAAGAUGCAAAGUGGGGAGAUGGCAAAAGAAGAUAAACAGGCCUCUUCCACCCAGUCCACUCCAAGCAGCACUCCCCAUUCCUCUCCCAAGCGCACAUACAGGGGUUGGUUUAGUCAGGGGUCCUCCGCAUCCAUCACUGGUCCUGAGCUUGCUGCCAUGGAUUCCAGUGGUGGGGAUGGCGAUAAAGUACCGUCUGAAAAAUGGAGCUUCUUUGGACCUAGAGCUCUUCAAAAACACACUGAUUCAGGUAUAGCAACAUUUUAAGAAAACAGUCUUUAUUG
Molecule: messenger RNA, 1149 nt
Organism: Lacerta agilis (Sand lizard)
Lineage: Eukaryota; Metazoa; Chordata; Lepidosauria; Squamata; Lacertidae
Product: KIAA1191 ortholog
Exons: 8
Coding region: 392-1132 (246 amino acids)
Cellular component (GO): cytoplasm
Source: RefSeq, a predicted model, not a curated record